ACGUGAGACAGGAGCGAGUUGAGGCGAGGCCCCCGAAGGAGAGUGUCUGGGUUCGGCUACCUGCGGAAGGGACGGCAUGACUCUACCGCAGCCAGGCACGGUCAGACUUAAAUCUGGAGACCACGGUGUUUCUCUGACACGAUUUACUAUGAACACGAAAACAAGAGUUGAUUGAGUGCGAAGUUAGCAUACGACGCCAGUUUGAUGUGGCGUUAGGCCCGGAAAGCCCCCGGUUUUUAAGCAUUCGGCCACAAGCCGAUCCUUCCUAGAUCGCUUUACAGUAUCAGUAUGUAUACGCGAGUGAACAAAUGUGGCGAGUGCAAUGUGCACUUUUAAUUUAGAUACGAGCAUGUGUAAUCUUCAUAAAUGUACAAACAUUUAGCUCUAUAUAUGAUGGAUUGGGCAUUUAGGCGUGGUUAAAUUAAUGUAAAAGCAAUUUGUUCACCGCUUUCUGUUUAGAUGACAGUCGGUUUUCCAGUCAGAUUGAAAGCACUAAUAGCAUGCUUCCGUAUUAAAAAGUGAGUGGAUAGCAUGUCAGGACCAGCAGGAUCUAGUAUUAAUGUGCCAGUUAUUGCGGCGGCUGGUACCACAGCUUUUAUAGUUUUGCAGGUUAUGAUCGCAUGUGAUGGAGGACGUGAAUCCCGUAAACGCCGAGGACUCCCUUAUAGAAGGCGUUAGUGACUCUGUCCUCGCUGUAGUCGUUUUAUGCGUUGCUUUUCUGGGUGGACUCGUGACACUUGUGUGCAGAACUGAGCAGAAUAUCCACCCAGAGAACCAGGAGCAUGUGCAAGCCAUCCGUCAGCAUCUUCAGUCAGACCAGGACGUGCCCACAGAGCCUCGGCAGCCCUUCUACACAGACAUGUCAUGUCCCAUCUGCCUGCAGCAGGCCUUGCUGCCUGUGGAAACAAACUGCGGCCAUCUUUUCUGUGGUUCCUGCAUUAUUGCAUAUUGGCAGUAUGGAUCCUGGCUGGGUGCCAUUAAUUGUCCCAUCUGCAGACAAACGGUCACCCUGCUGUUCCACCUCUUCCGACAUGAUAGCCAGCCCGCUGAGGUUCCGGACGGUCAGCCGGAUCCGGGCCGGAUCUUGGAAGACAUCAAUGACUACAACCGUAGAUUUUCAGGCCAGCCUAGAUCUCUGAUGGACCGCCUGCGUGAUGUGCCCACCCUGCUCCGGCAUGCCUUCAGGGAGAUGUUCUCCGUGGGUGGGCUCUUCUGGAUGUUCCGUAUCCGCAUCCUGCUGUGCCUGAUGGGGGCGCUGACCUACCUGGUGUCCCCGCUGGACUUCGUCCCCGAGACCCUCUUUGGGCUGCUGGGCUUCAUGGAUGAUCUCUUUGUCAUCCUGCUGCUUUUCAUCUACAUCUCCAUCAUGUACCGUGAGGUGGUCACCCAGCGGCUGGCAGGCUGACAUGGAGCCCUCGAGACUGAGCCCAAAUCAGUGAUUACUUCACAGCUGGAAUUUUUGUCGGAGGAACCUGCGUUGUAUCUGUGUGAGCAGUUUGAACCUCUGUAACUGUUUUUGCCAGAUCCUGGUGGCAUGAACCCCCCCCUCUCACCCUCCAUGUGUUUUUUGUUUACUGCUUUCUCCCGGAUGCCGAUGGCUUUGAACCUGCUUGGCUUCACUUUUAUGUUAGAUUGUAAUUAAGUUAUUUCUAGAAUGCCGCUCCACGUUAGCACAGGAAAAGAGCGUGGAGUUCAGGCUGCUCCAUCCCCUCUAGACAGUGGGACUCCCCGCCUGCCGUCUGAGGCAGAUGUUUUGAAGUACAGUUGAAGCUUCGUGAAUUUGUGCGAUGGGGAGAUGUCGUGCUCAGGCUUCCUGGCAGCUGACAGUGUUUCUGCCGACGGUGCCAUGACUGUUUUGGCAGUGAUGACUCCCAGGGCAGUGCAAACAUCUCAAUUUUUAUUUUGUUGUUUUGAAAUAAAGCCUAUUCCGAAUUGUAA
Messenger RNA from Paramormyrops kingsleyae, 1938 nucleotides. It is a transcript of the gene rnf170, whose product is annotated as ring finger protein 170. Lineage: Eukaryota; Metazoa; Chordata; Actinopteri; Osteoglossiformes; Mormyridae. Gene Ontology annotation, molecular function: ubiquitin protein ligase activity. The record is from RefSeq and is a predicted model, not a curated record.